Messenger RNA from Plectropomus leopardus (leopard coralgrouper), 382 nucleotides. Lineage: Eukaryota; Metazoa; Chordata; Actinopteri; Perciformes; Serranidae. The record is from RefSeq and is a predicted model, not a curated record.
AUCUACGACGUACUACCUGGCCGACCGCAGGUACGACAUGCUGCCCGCCGUCCUCAGCGCGGACCUCUGCUCCCUGCUGGGAGGAGUCGACAGGUACGCGAUGAGCGUGAUGUGGGAGCUGGACGCGCAGAGCCUCGCGGUCAACAAGGUGUGGUUCGGCCGCACGCUGAUCCGCUCCUCCUACCAGCUGCACUACGAGCUGGCGCAGGCGCUCCUGAGCGGGGAGCCGGCGGAGGUGCCGGAGCUGCAGGAGCUGGACCCGGAGGAGAAGGACCGGAAGCUGGCGGAGCUCACGCAGGCUCUGGAGCUGCUGACGCACGUGGCCAGACACCUGCGGGCGCAGCGGGACCGAGGAGGCGCGCUGGAGCUGGAGGGCGUGGAG